Molecule: messenger RNA, 2901 nt
Organism: Alternaria alternata
Lineage: Eukaryota; Fungi; Ascomycota; Dothideomycetes; Pleosporales; Pleosporaceae
Exons: 2
Molecular function (GO): microtubule binding
Source: RefSeq, a predicted model, not a curated record
GUCUGAGACUCGUCGCCUCUCCUUUGUACCUUCCUUGUCGUAACAGUCACCAGUCGCUCUUUCAUCCCGACCGCAAACAUCGCCAUGGACGUCUUUUCCUCACCUCUGCGGAUGAUUCCGCCCCUGACACCCCGUCGCGUUGCAUCGCCAGCCAUGUCACCAGCAACCAGAAGAGGCAGGGCGCACGGCAGCUCAGAAGAGAGCCGCCUCCGCGAUCUGUCGCCCGAAACCACCCUCCGCGCCUUUACGCAGAAGCCCAUGCCCUACGACACCACACGCGACGAAUACAAGAUCUUCUCCUGCAUCGAGACCCUCACCGCCGCCGAGAGGGACCUGGGAUCGCGCGUCGCAAAGGCAGCGCAGCGGCUGAAGAUAUGGUGCGCCGAGAUUGAGCAAUGGGGCUGGUCGGGCAGCUUCGAGCAGCCGAGCGCCCAGUUCCGCGAACAGAGGAGGAAAAGCAUCGAGAUGCACAUCAGGGAGCACGUGGCCGAAUCCGACGGCGCCGAUGCCAUGCCGCCAUUGGAAUACUGGGGGUCGAUGCUGUCAGUCGAGGUGGAGCAACACGAGGCGCGGCUAGACGACAUCGCCGACGAGAUGCUGAAGCUAGAUGUCGAAGAGCUGAAGGAACAUGUGCUGGACAUGCACCCAGCAGGCAGGUCGAGACCGUCCUCUGCUGGUUACGAGGCCAACCGCCAACAUUACAAGCUCAUGGACGACUUCUCCUUUCUCAUCACCCAAACCCUCCUAUCCGCCCUACCGCAUCACGCCCAGCUCAAAGCCCGCCUGAGCACAUGGACUGCCCGCGUCUCCAUCCUCCGCGAAGCACCCCGCUACACCGGCGAGCUCGACACAGCGCAAGAAGCUAUGCGGUUAGGCUGGGAGGCCAUUGAGCCACCAGCAGAUACGUCCGAUGCCGCCUUCGAGCAGUGGAAGAGUGCCGUAGACACCAUCUCUCGGGUGCUUCACCAAAAAGUCAGCGAUUUGGGUAGGCAACUGGACAAGAUGCUCGAUACGCUCGAAGGUCAGGAAGACUGCCUGCCAGACAACUGGAUAGACGUCUUUGAGACUACAGAGGCUGACUACGGACGCUGGAAACACGAAUCGAGAAGGAGGGUCAUCGACCUCGAAGUCCGAAGGCGGGCCGAGGGGUUUAAUUCCGCUUCUGCCCCUAGACCAGCCGCUGUCAAUGCUCGAAUCGAUUCUGUAGCGUCUGCUAACGAAGCAUCGCCAGAGGAAGCUGCUUCGCAGAAUAGCCAUCGAGUAGCUCCGCAUGACUACUUUGGUAAUAUACCUCAUCGGGAGAUGUUCUCUGGUGACUAUGCCCUCGACGCAUCCAACAGCAGCAACCCAACACUCCACACCUCGAUCGGCUCCAACAACACACGUCAGGUAUCUGGAGAGACUGAGGCUACAGAAGUCGAGUUGCAACAAGGCAUCGCGCCAUCUGUUGACGAAGACUCGGAAUUUGAGGAAGGCGAUACCGUGGUACAAUACGACCUCGACGAGAGUCCUGAAGACGUCGCCGCGCAGUCAGAGUCUGAAUCACUUUCAUCGGCCCCGACUGGAGUAGAUCAACCAUCCCAGGCAUCUUCACAAAGCCGACCCAAACCUCUGGCCCUUUUUGGUAACCCAACUAUCACCAAAAACGAUGGCCAGGACAGUCCCGUUAUGGAGCCGCCUCAAACACCACGCUCGUGGAGAGGUAGUUUGAGUUCGCUGUCAACAGACAUCUCACCAGACUCAAGCCCACCUAGUACCGUGGAGGAGUCUCCUUCAGUUCGAAACGCAACCAACCGCUCUAUGAGAGCACCGCGUCCCGAGCUCAAUGCAGCCAUGGCAAAGCGUCGACCUGUACAGACUACUACUACCACCACCGCAGAUGAUACAGUGAGCGCACCAUGGCCGCCAACACAUUUCGCUCAGAAAUCCACCAGCAGCGCGGAAGAGCUCGAGCGCAAGAUCUCUGAUAUCCUGACAACCAUUCCCGGCCGCAUUAGACUCAGAUCAGGUCCGGGCCCCGAUGCACCCGAAGUCAAGCCAGCUCGUGGCCUUCUAGCCAAGGGAAGUCGUGGAUACCUGCGCGCAGCUCGCUCAGUCAGUGGCCUCAAGUCUCCCGAGCUCACUCUGUCGCCUGCGAAGAGCGAGUUCGAUCUAAACAACACUGCAUCCGGACGGAGGUCUGCAGCGGCGGCAAGAGGCGAUAACGACAUCAAGUUGUAUCAUCUCACGCAACCUGGCAAAGAACAGCCCAUCAAGCUGUUCAUCCGCCGCGUUGGCGAGAAUGGUGAGCGUGUCAUGGUCCGCGUUGGUGGUGGUUGGUCUGAUUUGGGUGAGUAUCUGCGCCAAUACGCUGAGCACCACGGUCGCAGGACUGCAAGCGAAGGCAAAUUUGAGGUCCUAGGUCUCGAGGUGAAGAACCCCGAUGGUUCUCCCACCCGACCAGACAGCAGGGCGAGCAGAAUGGAGAGACGAAUCAGCGUCGGCUUUCCCUUGGCCAGUCCAAACACGACACCCGUCAAGUCAUCUGGUCUGAGCUACUUCACAAGCGACGAAGCGCCUCCACCGAUGCCUAGCUUCAUCACUGGAACACCAGGCGCUACUGAAGACCCGACUAUGCCUUCUUCGACCUCGUCUCGCAAUUCUUGGCAAGGCAAAGAAGUCGGGCUCGCUGGCCCGAAAGCGAAGAAAUUGGACCUUAGUGGCGAGAAGCUGGAGUGGAUCGAAGGCAUGAUGAAGCAAGCUCGCACCGUGAGCAGUAACGUCAUCACUUCAAACCAUCCGCCUUUCGAGCGGACGGAUAGCACAAGUGACAGUCGCCCAAGUAGUGCUGUGGCUGGGAAAAAGACCGAGUUUGGUGAUCUCGGCAAGGUUGGUGCUACCAAGAGGGUCUUUAUGAAGGGU